Molecule: messenger RNA, 3593 nt
Organism: Apodemus sylvaticus (European woodmouse)
Lineage: Eukaryota; Metazoa; Chordata; Mammalia; Rodentia; Muridae
Gene: Unc5c
Product: unc-5 netrin receptor C
Exons: 17
Coding region: 1-2760 (919 amino acids)
Biological process (GO): netrin-activated signaling pathway
Cellular component (GO): membrane
Molecular function (GO): protein binding; netrin receptor activity
Source: RefSeq, a predicted model, not a curated record
AUGAGUGAAUGUGAAUUAAUCUACAAUGGAGAUGAUGACUUUUUUCAUGAACUCCCAGAAACCUUUCCAUCUGACCCACCUGAGCCAUUGCCACACUUCCUCAUUGAGCCGGAGGAAGCUUAUAUUGUGAAGAACAAGCCUGUGAACCUGAAUUGUAAAGCCAGCCCUGCUACCCAGAUCUACUUCAAGUGCAACAGCGAGUGGGUUCAUCAGAAGGACCACGCAGUAGACGAGAGAGUAGAUGAAACCUCUGGUCUAAUUGUGAGAGAAGUGAGCAUUGAGAUUUCACGCCAGCAGGUGGAGGAACUAUUUGGGCCUGAAGAUUAUUGGUGCCAGUGUGUGGCCUGGAGUUCAGCAGGCACUACGAAGAGUCGGAAGGCAUACGUGCGCAUUGCGUAUCUACGGAAGACAUUUGAGCAGGAACCCUUGGGAAAGGAAGUAUCCUUGGAGCAGGAAGUCUUACUCCAGUGUCGGCCACCUGAAGGGAUCCCAGUGGCUGAGGUGGAGUGGCUAAAGAAUGAAGACAUAAUUGAUCCUGCUGAAGAUCGGAAUUUUUAUAUUACUAUCGAUCACAACCUGAUUAUCAAGCAGGCCCGACUCUCAGACACAGCCAAUUAUACCUGCGUUGCCAAAAACAUUGUUGCCAAGAGGAAAAGCACCACAGCCACUGUCAUAGUGUAUGUUAAUGGUGGCUGGUCCACCUGGACAGAGUGGUCUGUGUGUAACAGCCGCUGUGGGCGAGGAUAUCAGAAACGCACAAGGACCUGCACCAACCCAGCCCCACUCAAUGGCGGGGCCUUCUGUGAGGGCCAGAGUGUGCAGAAAAUAGCGUGCACUACAUUAUGUCCAGUGGAUGGUAGGUGGACUUCGUGGAGCAAAUGGUCAACCUGCGGGACUGAAUGCACCCACUGGCGCAGGAGAGAGUGUACAGCACCAGCCCCCAAGAACGGGGGUAAGGACUGUGAUGGCUUGGUCCUCCAAUCCAAGAACUGCACUGAUGGGCUGUGCAUGCAGGGAUUCAUUUACCCCAUUUCAACUGAGCACAGGACCCAGAAUGAAUAUGGAUUUUCUUCUGCUCCUGACUCAGACGAUGUCGCUCUUUAUGUUGGGAUUGUGAUAGCAGUAACCGUUUGCCUGGCCAUCACUGUUGUGGUGGCUCUGUUUGUGUACCGGAAGAACCACCGUGACUUUGAGUCUGACAUCAUUGACUCCUCAGCACUCAAUGGAGGCUUUCAACCUGUGAACAUCAAGGCUGCCAGACAAGAUCUCCUGGCUGUCCCCCCGGAUCUCACCUCAGCUGCAGCCAUGUACAGGGGACCUGUGUAUGCUCUGCAUGAUGUCUCGGACAAAAUUCCAAUGACCAAUUCUCCAAUUCUGGACCCACUGCCCAACUUGAAAAUCAAAGUGUACAACAGCUCAGGUGCUGUCACUCCCCAGGAUGACCUGACUGAGUUCUCAUCCAAGCUGUCACCACAGAUGACCCAAUCCUUGCUAGAGAAUGAGGCCCUUAACCUGAAGAACCAGAGUCUCGCCAGACAGACUGACCCAUCCUGCACAGCAUUCGGCACCUUCAACUCCCUCGGGGGUCACCUCAUCAUUCCAAAUUCAGGAGUAAGCUUGCUGAUUCCCGCUGGGGCCAUUCCUCAGGGGAGAGUCUAUGAAAUGUAUGUGACUGUACACAGGAAAGAAAAUAUGAGGCCCUCCAUGGAAGACUCUCAGACGCUACUGACCCCUGUGGUAAGCUGUGGGCCUCCUGGAGCUCUGUUGACCCGCCCUGUCAUCCUCACACUGCAUCACUGUGCAGACCCCAGCACUGAGGACUGGAAGAUCCAGCUCAAAAACCAGGCUGUGCAGGGACAGUGGGAGGAUGUGGUGGUGGUUGGGGAGGAAAACUUCACAACCCCCUGUUACAUUCAGCUGGAUGCAGAGGCUUGCCAUAUCCUCACAGAGAAUCUCAGUACGUACGCCCUGGUUGGGCAGUCCACUACCAAAGCAGCUGCCAAGCGUCUGAAACUAGCGAUCUUUGGGCCCCUCUGCUGCUCUUCCCUGGAGUACAGCAUCAGAGUCUACUGCCUGGAUGACACACAGGAUGCCCUGAAGGAAGUUCUACAACUGGAGAGACAAAUGGGAGGACAGCUUCUAGAAGAACCCAAGGCUCUUCAUUUUAAAGGUAGCAUCCAUAACCUGCGCCUGUCAAUUCAUGACAUCGCCCAUUCCCUCUGGAAGAGCAAAUUGCUGGCUAAGUAUCAGGAAAUUCCAUUUUACCAUAUCUGGAGUGGCUCUCAAAGAAACCUCCACUGCACCUUCACUCUGGAAAGACUCAGCCUAAACACAGUGGAGCUGGUUUGCAAACUCUGUGUGCGGCAGGUUGAAGGAGAAGGGCAGAUCUUCCAGCUCAACUGUACUGUGUCAGAGGAACCUACUGGCAUCGAUUGGCCUCUCCUGGACCCUGCUAGCACCAUCACCACUGUCACUGGACCAAGUGCUUUCAGCAUCCCUCUCCCAAUCCGGCAGAAGCUGUGCAGCAGCCUGGAUGCCCCUCAAACAAGAGGACAUGACUGGAGGAUGCUGGCUCAUAAACUCAACCUGGACAGGUACUUGAAUUACUUUGCCACCAAAUCGAGCCCAACUGGCGUAAUCCUGGAUCUUUGGGAAGCACAAAACUUCCCAGAUGGAAACCUGAGCCUGCUGGCAGCUGUGCUGGAAGAGAUGGGCAGACAUGAGACAGUAGUGUCCUUGGCAGCAGAAGGACAGUAUUGACCACACUGGAACUGACACUGAAGGACAAAAUUACACAGGGAGUCUGUGUUCAGGGGAACCACAUCUGAGGAGGAAAUCCAGAUAGGACCAAGGCGCUUUACAGGCAAGAUGGCAACAGGAAACGUGGGGGACAGAUAUAACCACCAAGGUACACGCCCACUUCAUUCGGACAGCACCACCGCGGGAGUUAAGAAAAAUUGUGUAAAUUUGUACCUUGAAUUUAAAAACCAAUCUAAUUUUCUCUUCGUUGGGCUGUAUGCUGUAUGGUACAGGAUCUUACAGUUUCCUAGGAAACGCUUUUUAUUGCUAUCCAGAUGUAUGGAUAAACUUUCUUAACAAACCCAGUUUCUACAAAUGUUGUUUACAUCAAUUUGGACAGGGAUGCAGACACUGUCCAUAGCUCGUUCUAUUUUUGUUCCGAUCAUUUGAAGUUGAAGCUGUGGACGGUUUAUUGUGUCUAUUUCAGAUUAGUAAUUUACAGAGAAAUCACAGACUUUUGCUAAAAAUCGUGUACAUCAAGUGUCUCAGAUAAUCUUCCCAUCAGUGUUCUGUUUCUGAAACUUGUCGGACCAGUAUUGGCAUUGGUAUCAGGGAAGUAGAGAAUCUAAAUGUAAAAGAGAAAUUGCUAAAAUGUCUUACAUCCUGGGGGAACCCAGUUGGUGUUCUUUGGGAACAGAGCUGUAGCAUUACAGGGGAGGUAGCGAUUCAUUUCCUCCACACAAACAUGUCUGUACUACAUGUGUGUUUGUAAUAAGCAAUUUCAAGUGUUUUUUAAAAAAUAUUAUCAUUAUUAUUGAUGAUUAUUACAAAUAUUCUAGUAAAAAGAUUUUCCU